GCCGCCACUGCGUGGCCUUUCUGAGCCCUCGGGCUGCGCAGCGCCUCCUUGCUUGGUUUUGCCCUGCGGUCAGGCGGGGUGGGCCCCAGCGCGGUCGGCCGCGUGCCUCGCUGCGGCUCUGGUCACCGAGAGCGGUGGCGGGAUGGCAGGGCGGGUCUAGUUCCGAGGCUGCCGGUGGCUCUGCAGUCGUCGCUGGGUGCAGACCCGCCGCGAGUGGCGGGUCUGCUCCUAUAGCUGUCCAGAUUGUUAAACGGUGGGCUUCCUCCGUCCUGCCUUCACCCAACCCAAUCAAUGACUAAUAUAUUUAGGUCGGUUAGACUCAGAGCUCCUUAUGCUGGAGACUGAAUAUCUUAAACCGAGGGCAAACGUCCUCUCUAACCUGAGUACUCCAGGCUCUAGCUAACAAGUACAUUUAGUGUCUGGUUAGCAGAGACUUUGGGACCCUGAUUUGUUCUCAGCUCUAAAGCACAAAUUCAGAGAGUGGAAGAAUACUGAGACACGGGUUGGAGGGUGGAGCAUCGAGAAUGCUUUGCUCCUUAGGAUAAUGCACUUGCUUAAAAAUAUUACAGUAGCCUAUGGCGACUAUGUUUUUAUCCUAACACAAGUGUGCGUUUUUAGCUAUUUAAGCCUCACAAAUUCCACCAUUAGACUGGACCCCGGCUUUGCUGCUAUCAGCUAUGCAAGACACUGAGUGAGAAACUGACAAGGAACAUUGCCAGUAGAAUCCAACUUGCUGACUCCUAAUCAGAACGGAGACUGGAAGGAUCCAGUCAUCAUUUAGUCCCAAUAAACUUUUAAGGAAGGAAACAAAGCUAUGUAAAGACAUUGAUGCUACAGCGUCAGCAACAAUGCUCAAAUUUUAGUUCUAACGAGACCCUGGCAAAUGUGGUGUCUAUAUGAGAAGCUGGUCCUACAGCACAAGGACUGGCAUGCUCUUGCCUUGGUUCAGAGCCGCCUUGAUGAGGAAGGCCUUCGCAUCUUCUUCGCGUUUGAGGCCGGGUUGUUCGUUCCCGCACUGCCGACGGAGGAGAAUUGGCUCUCUGCAGCCACCGUCCCUCGUAAGAAAAUCAGCAAGACUCGUUGGCGACCAUUACCUCCAGGGAGCCUGCAGACAGCGGAGACUUUCGCCACGGGCUCUUGGGACAAUGAGGAAAAUUAUGUUUCAAUGUGGUCUAUUGGAGAUUUUGGAAACUUGGAUUCUGAUGGAGGAUUUGAAGGAGACCAUCAAUUAUUGUGCAGUAUCAAACAUGAUGGUGAUGUAAUGGAUUUACAAUUUUUGGACCAGGAAAGAAUUGUAGCUGCUUCAUCGACAGGAUGUGUGACAAUUUUCCUCCACCAUCCAAAUAACCAGACUCUGUCAGCCAGCCAGCAGUGGGCAGCAGCUCACUCCCACACGGGUCCAGGCAGCCCUUCCUGCAGCAGUGCACCGUGCACAGGUGUUGUGUGCAACAGCCCAGAGGUGGUCACAGUUGGAGAAGAUGGUCGGAUAAAUCUCUUCAGAGCUGAUCACAAGGAAGCUGUAAGAACUAUCGACAAUGCAGAUAGCAGUACACUCCAUGCUGUAACCUUCCUUCGAACUCCUGAGAUCCUUACAGUAAAUUCAAUUGGACAGUUAAAAAUAUGGGAUUUUAGACAACAAGGAAAUGAGCCCACACAGAUAUUAUCACUGACUGGUGACCGAGUGCCACUCCACUGUGUUGAUCGACAUCCCAACCAGCAGCACGUUGUAGCUACUGGCGGCCAGGAUGGAAUGUUGAGUAUUUGGGAUGUUAGACAAGGUACAAUGCCUGUGUCUCUACUAAAGGCUCAUGAAGCUGAAAUGUGGGAAGUUCACUUUCACCCAUCCAACCCAGAUCAUCUGUUCACUUGUUCUGAAGAUGGAUCUCUCUGGCACUGGGAUGCCUCCACAGACGGACCUGAGAAGUCAUCACUCUUUCACCAAGGAGGAAGAAAUAGUACUUUUUUGUCUCAUACCAUUAGUAACCAAGCUAAUGUUCACCAAUCUCUUAUAAGCUCCUGGCUCAGCACUGAUCCUGCCAAAGAUCGUAUUGAAAUCACAAGCUUGCUUCCUAAUAGGACUUUGUCUGUGAACAGUCUGGAUGUUUUGGGUCCUUGUCUUGUUUGUGGAACGGAUGCAGAAGCAAUUUAUGUUACUAGACAGCUUUUUUCAUGAAGAUACUAAAAGAUUUCAGGUAAAACAUACAGUUACAGCCUUUCAAAUGCCAAUUUCUGUGCAAAUUUUUGUUAUUGGAAAAUGUGAAAUUUGCAAGGGGAACAUCCGUAAACUAUUGUUAAUGUUGAUGCCCAGUUUGUUAGUUGAAUAUGCUCUAACAGUUGCUGGAGUCUGAUUGAUGACCCAUGGCAAAAGAAUUGAAAUAUGUGGCAGAACAUCAGAGGGAUCCUUGUUCUGAUGAAUGCACUGCCUUCAGCACCAUUCUAGACAGCUCAUGGAACCAACUCUCCAUUUUUGAUGUUGUAGGGCUUAAUAAUGUCAAACCACCAACAGGUUCCUUUCCUUUUUAUCAGCAGUAUGUGGGGUAUGGUAUGUCCCUCCCUGGUGACAUUUUUCAAUACUAGUAUUUAUUCUCUUUACUGCAAGUAUUUCUUCAGCCCUUCAACAUUUUAUUUCCUUAAUAAUUUCAGUAAACUUUCUUCAGUAAGAAUUGAGUAGAGCAAAAAUGACAGUUUUUGGUAGUGUUCAAAUUUUUUUUAAGGUGAAAAUGUUUUGAUGGGUUCCUUUAUUAGAAUGGGUUUGAAUAGAACUCUCACCUCCUUAGACCCAGCUUUGUUUCUCUUGAAAAAAGACAAAAUACAUUUUUCAUAAGGAUUUUUGCUUUUAUAUAGUUUUUUACACCAUAGUUGAAAAUUGCUGAAUUGGACAUUGUGCAAUAAAAUAGGAUUUGACAUUGGUAAGUGAGCCAGCUUCCAACUAAAAUUUGAGAGGUAACAUGUAUGAGACUAGUAUGAUGAUGUGAUUGGAGUAAAGAGUUUUGCCAUCCUUAUCUUUAAUGUUAAUGAUGACCUAACACAGUAUUUUGAGACAGUUUUAUGAUACUGUCUUUCCAAAGUCUGUUAAGAGUAAGUGCAUCAUUGAAUUGUAAAGACCUUAAUGAAAGAUCACUCCUGUUACACAGGAAGUUUCUAUUUAUUUACUUUACAAUUCCAACAACAGAUAACUACAAGUUUUUGUCUUUCUGGCCCAAUAAAUAGGUUCAAUUUUUUUAUGUUGACUUAUUCUCAGGAUUUUGGGGGUUUGAAGUUUUUUUUGUUUACAUUUUAAAAUAGAAUAUAUAUAUAUAUAUAUAUAUAUGCAUUUGUUGUUCUGUAUAUAUAUAUAUAUUUGGCUCAAAAAAUAAUUGACUAAAGAUAUUUAGUAACUGAAUUCCAAAGAAUCGAAGAAGGAAAAAAAAUGUUGCUGAUAGGAAUUUUUAAUCAGUUUCUAGUUUUAUUGCUGGGGCUAGUUUUUAAAACUUUGUUAUUACAAAAGCCAUUCAUUACAGAAAAAGCAGUCAAAAGAAAAAGUACCAAUAAUCUCAAAUAGACAUAGUUCUUUUCAUACCACUUUGUAUCCAUUAAUGUAAAUAAUUUUUCAUAAAAAAAAAUGAAAUAUACAUGUUAGAUUUGUGAAUGCACAUUCUCUCACAGUCAAAACAUGGAUUCAGUAAUAAUAUACCUAAGAAUUGUCCUUUUGACUUUAUAUUUACAUUUAUAUGAAUACCUUGCUGCAGCCUAAGCUGCAGUGUCCUUCUCUUCACUCAGUAGAGGCAUCCUCCCAUUCCACUCAGCAGGUCAGCAUCCUUGCGUUGAAUGGGCUCAGAGUUGAUCCUCAUUCCUGGGAGACCCUGGCUCCCAAGUGGCACAUUUUCCAUGUACAGUGAAUGGAAAAUGCUUUGUGCCUCUGCUUUAAUCAUAUUACCUGCUACUGAAAAGCUGAAGGUUUCAUGAAUGCUGUUGGCACCCUUCUCAAUUUUCAGCAGUAAUGUAAAUAAUUUCUCUUGAUUGUUAUAGUAAAUAAUCGGUAGAGGGAGGGAACCAGACAUUUAGGCUUAGCAUACUAGCUUGGACUGGAAACAAGUUUGAAGUUUGAAGCUUUGGUUUGAUUUAAGGGUAUUUGUAACCAUAAGCAAAAGAAAGUACAUUUGAAUAGUGUCACAUUUUCUAUCAGUUGAUGAGUUCUGCCAGAUGUAAUAAGAAACAUAAGCUUUAUGUAGUAUAAAUAAAACCCUAAUUUAUGAAUGUGUUCAUUCUCACUGCUUUCAUUCAUGAAAACUAUCAAAUAGUUUCUUUUGAGGGCUCUAGGAUCUCCAAGGUGAACAAUAUCUUUGAGGGCAUCUCCAACCUAAAUUUAAUCAUCACAUCCACAGAUUCCCAACAAAAAAUUUUCAUCCAGCCUCUACUUGAAAAUACAUGAUGAUAAAGUCUCCCAUUUCCCAGUGUAGCCUCCUCGUUUGACAGCUGUAAGUGAUAUAGCAUAUGGCAAGGUUUUAAUGUGUGAGUGGGGUCCUAAACAAUCCUAUAAAAAAGGUAGAAUCAUUAUUGUGGGUUAAUGAAAUGAUCAUGUGAACCUACUAUAGGUUCACUAUGAGACAAAACCAACCACCAAUCAUUUUAUGGAAUUUCCAUUGUGUUGGGGUGCUUUACUGUAAGUUUCCACUAAAUAAAUGAAUUUUCACGUACUGAACUGAAA
Molecule: messenger RNA, 4687 nt
Organism: Bubalus bubalis (water buffalo)
Lineage: Eukaryota; Metazoa; Chordata; Mammalia; Artiodactyla; Bovidae
Gene: NUP43
Product: nucleoporin 43
Exons: 10
Coding region: 884-2173 (429 amino acids)
Cellular component (GO): nuclear pore outer ring
Molecular function (GO): protein binding
Source: RefSeq, a predicted model, not a curated record